UCAAACUCCCACCAUUGAAGUUUUUCAUGAAAAGUCGCGAAAACUUGGAAAAAUAUUCGACUUUGGCCGGCCGGUUCAUUUCUUAUUAACAGUGAAACUAAGCGUGUUAAGUUCAAGGCGUUUAAGUUGCUCAUUGGUGUUUUUCAAGAUGUCUCGCCUAGACAUAGUGAUAUUUGGGGCCACGGGCUUCACCGGACGUAAGGCGGUGGAGGAGGCAGUCCGCAUCAGCAAGAAGACUCCUAUCUCGUGGGGCGUCGCUGGACGCUCACAGCAGAAACUCGAGCAGCUUCUAGCUGAAGUCGGGGCUAAGACAGGUGGCGAUGACCUGUCCAAGGUCAAGAUGAUCAUCGCUGAUGUGAAGGACGAGCAGUCUCUCAAGGACAUGACCUCUCAGGCCAAGGUCAUCGCCAACUGCUGCGGGCCGUAUCGCCUCUAUGGAGAGCCGGUGAUCAAGGCAUGCAUCGCUACCAAAACCCACCAUGUGGAUGUCAGCGGUGAACCGCAAUUCAUAGAGUCGCAGCAACUGGCUCACGGCGCGGCGGCGGCGGCGGCCGGCGUGUACGUAGUGAGCGCGUGCGGGUUCGACUCUAUUCCAAACGACAUGGGGGUCGUUUUCCUGCAGCAGAACUUUCCAGGGACCCUGAACUCGGUGGAGUCGUACUUAUGGACGCACAUGCCGGACCAGUACUACAAGGAGAUGAUGACUGGAGGCUGCAUACACUACGGGACUUGGGAGUCACUUGUAUACAGCCUGGCCCACUCAGGCGAGUUAAGUGCGCUCCGGAAACAGCUGUUUCCCACCAAACUACCCGCGUUCAAGCCACGGCUGGAAGCCAGAUCAAGAGUCCACAAGCACGAUUCUAAAUGGUGCCUACCCUUCCCGGGAGCUGACAACUCUAUCGUCUACCGAACUCAAAGAUACUUCUACGAAACGAAACAACAACGCCCCGUCCAGUUCAAAGCUUACAUUUCCAUGAACAGUCUCGCCACUACUAUCCUGCUAAUUUUAAACGCUGUCUUCGUGUCAGCCAUGACUUCCUGGGGCUGGAGUAGGAAGCUACUUCUGAAUUAUCCCAGGUUAUUCUCUAUGGGCAUGGUGACUCACGACGGGCCGACGGAAGGGGUGAUGGAUAAUACGUUCUUUACGUUUACUCUGAGAGGCGAGGGGUGGAGCGAGGGAGCUGAUAUGGAGAACACGAAGCCGGAUAAACACAUGGUGGUUAAGGUGAAGGGCGUAAACCCAGGGUACGGCGCGACGGUGACCGCACUCAUGUACUCGGCACUCACUGUACUCAAGGAGCAGGACAAGAUGCCCGGCACUGGUGGAGUGCUUACAACCGGGGCUGCCUUCAAAGACACCAGCCUGAUCAAGCACCUCAAUGAGAAUAAUCUUACCUUUGAAAUAGUUUGUGAUUCAAAAAAAUAAACUAAGUAACUUCAGAUUUUAUUAAGAAAUUAUUCAAGCUCUAUGUUAUUUUCUGAGUUACGCUGUUUUAUAUUUAUAGCUCUCAGAUUUGUUGAAUGAUAUUAAAGGUGAAAUGUAUGUCGUGUAGUCUUAUGUAAGUUUAUGGAUUAGUUAAUAUUUAUAUGAUUUACUUUAUUACUUAGAUGGGACAUAUUUAUGUACGGAUAAUAUUUUAUUUUAGAAUACAAAUAAGCAGAUCAAUACCAAUGCAUUUUAAAGUUUUCAAAUUAUUAUGAUGUUCAUUGCAUUUGUCUUGCAUUUGGUAUUAUAUUUAUUAUGGUUUUAAGUAAUUGUAUUGAAAUAUUUAAGUAAUACUUUAUUUAAGGGUGAUUUUAUUUAAUCGAUUGCCUUUACUAGUGUCAUACUAAAAGUAAUUGUGAUAAUAAAAACCAAAGUGCUUGAAGUAUCUAUCUAUCUAGAUAUAAGUAAAUGUAUUAACCAUUCCAAAGCACUAUUUAAAUAAAGUAACUAUAUAAAUGCAA
This is a messenger RNA of Plutella xylostella (diamondback moth), 1947 nucleotides long. Lineage: Eukaryota; Metazoa; Arthropoda; Insecta; Lepidoptera; Plutellidae. The record is from RefSeq and is a predicted model, not a curated record.